CUGCUUUCUUCUGCGGGACGUUUCUUUAUGUCACUCCAGUGUCUGCUUAGCUCAACUACUUUGGCUGUGCUAUCUGUUUCUGUGUAGGAAAGUUAUACCAAUUUAAAGUGUCUUUCUCUACCUCAACUGCUACAACAUGGCGGGAAACUUCUGGCAAAGUUCCCAUUAUCUGCAGUGGGUUCUGGACAAGCAGGACCUGAUGAAAGAGCGACAGAAGGACCUGAAGUUUCUCACCGAAGAGGAAUACUGGAAGCUGCAGAUCUUCUUUGCCAAUGUGAUCCAAGCUUUAGGGGAGCAUCUGAAGCUGCGGCAGCAGGUCAUUGCUACUGCAACUGUUUACUUCAAACGCUUCUAUGCAAGGUAUUCCCUUAAAAGUAUAGAUCCAGUGCUCAUGGCUCCUACCUGUGUUUUCUUGGCUUCUAAAGUUGAGGAAUUUGGAGUUGUGUCCAAUACCAGGCUGAUCUCUGCAGCAACAUCUGUGUUGAAAACAAGAUUUUCCUAUGCCUUUCCCAAGGAGUUCCCUUACAGAAUGAAUCAUAUAUUAGAAUGUGAGUUCUACCUUCUGGAGUUGAUGGACUGCUGCCUGAUAGUGUACCACCCCUACAGACCACUGCUGCAGUACGUGCAGGAUAUGGGACAGGAAGACAUGCUGCUGCCCCUGGCCUGGCGAAUAGUGAACGACACGUACAGAACGGAUCUGUGUCUGCUCUACCCUCCCUUCAUGAUUGCCUUGGCCUGUCUGCAUGUCGCCUGUGUGGUGCAGCAGAAAGAUGCCAGGCAGUGGUUUUCCGAGCUCUCUGUUGACAUGGACAAAAUCCUGGAGAUCAUCCGUGUCAUUCUGAAGCUCUACGACCAGUGGAAAAACUUUGAUGACAGAAAGGAGAUCGCUGCGGUGCUAAACAAGAUGCCGAAGCCCAAACCUCCUCCUAACAGUGAGAGCGACCAGAGCUCCAAUGGAAACCAAAGCAACUCCUACAGCCAGUCUUAGCGCGGCGUCUAUAUUUCUGAGCGAAUCCAUAAUGUUGAUGUAGAGAAGGGUGGAUAAUUUUUCACAAUGUCACACAGCACGACCAUUGUGAUGUUGUGAUGCGUUGACCAACACCCCCCAACAAACUCCGAGAGCCACAUCUUCACUUUUCCCUUCUCUGCACACGAUGAUCUUUGACAGUUUUGUCAUCUGGAUGAGGCUCUGUACUCUGUGCUCCAGACUUGAAAUGAACUAAAAACUGAGGAACAUUUGGAAGUAAGGGGGGGUGGGGGGCUAAGAAUGUGGGGAAAACCUGCUUUAAUGUCAUUGUGAUGAUCCUGACAUCCUUGAACAGCCCAGAGGAGCGAGACCUUUCAUGAAGCUCCGUGGGAUUCGAGAAAACUAUCACAAGUACUGUGUGUGUGUGUGUGUGUGUGUGUGUGUGUGCGCGUGUGUGCGUGCGUGUGUGUGCGCGUACAUUGUGAGUGGCCAGUCAUUCCUCAGGGACUAUAGUAGUCUUCUCUGUAAAAUGAUUUGAUCCUGUGCCGACCUGAUUGGAUACCUCUCUGUGCAAACUGGGAUUGAAUACCCUGUGAGGUCUUUCCUGGUUGAUCAUGAACAAUGGCAGGAACAACUGUUUUGAAUCAUGACAACUCCACCUGGUCCAUCCCAUUCCCUCUUAUCUUUUGUAAAUAGCCUUAUAAUUCUAUUCAUUUAUUUUAUUUUUCAAGUUUUGGCUUAAUUAAGGAAAAUGAAAUGGAAGUGAUGAGCUGGUUUAGCUUUGUAUUAGCGCUUCAGAUAAAAGUGACCCUGUUUUAUUUUCACCGUCAUGAUUCUGUUCAUCUGCUUAAAAGCUUAUUCUUCAUUUUAUUGUAAUUAUUUUUUCAUUUAUUUUGCUUUAGUUGUAGAAUAAUGUGUUGCGUAAAGCAAUAAUUUGUAAAACGUUUGUCUGUAAUUUGUCAAAGAAUGGCCUUUUUUGGGACUGUUCUUAGAUUUAUUGGAUACAAUCGUUCUAGAUUUGUCUUCAAACUUUUGGCUGUUCGUUCUUCUUAUUUUCAAUCUGCCAUCUAUUUAAUCGAUGAAUUGUGGCAAUUGAUGUGUUCAUAUACCUGUAGAUGUGUCUAUAUUUUUGUGAUGUAAUACAGUGGGAGCUGUGUGUGGCUGUAUUCGAAACAAGGUGCUUGAAAGCCUUACGAAAUGAAAGCUGCUGGUUACAGAGAAAACCCUUCAUAAAAACACAUUGUCCUGUUCAGGCAAACUGUAAAAUGCAUUUUAGGGACGGAUGUUGUGGCGUUGCGUGGAUGUAUCUUUAAAUUCGUUCCUCGGUGGCUUCCUGUACACCUAAUUGUGUCACUAUUAGAAUAAUGACUGAAAAGGUACUAAAACAUGUUGUUAAACACCCCUAGCCCGUCACUCUCAUACUGAGUUAAAGAGAAGUGAGACAGAGAAGCCACUGAGGCAAGUUGGAUGCAGCCUUGUUGCCGUCAGGCAUUUUCCUCCUCUUCAGCAGGCGCCAUCUGUUACAUGACUGUUCACUGGGGAAUGGGUCUGAAAAUGUAAAGGGCUUCACCAAACCUAAACAAUCUUACUGGUUCUGGUAAAAAACAUUGCCCAACAUUGUUUUUUAUUACUUGAAAAUCUCUGUUUAUCAUUUUUGGAAGAUCAUUUAUGGUAAUAAAAAUGUAUGGUGUGCAAAACAAA
This is a messenger RNA of Cottoperca gobio, 2668 nucleotides long. It is a transcript of the gene ccnc, whose product is annotated as cyclin C. Gene Ontology annotation, molecular function: cyclin-dependent protein serine/threonine kinase regulator activity. Lineage: Eukaryota; Metazoa; Chordata; Actinopteri; Perciformes; Bovichtidae. The record is from RefSeq and is a predicted model, not a curated record. The transcript has 12 exons. The coding region runs from base 137 to 988 and encodes 283 amino acids. Gene Ontology annotation, biological process: regulation of transcription by RNA polymerase II.